This is a messenger RNA of Antechinus flavipes (yellow-footed antechinus), 4631 nucleotides long. It is a transcript of the gene CTNNA3, whose product is annotated as catenin alpha 3. Gene Ontology annotation, cellular component: fascia adherens; adherens junction. The record is from RefSeq and is a predicted model, not a curated record. Gene Ontology annotation, biological process: cell migration; cell-cell adhesion. The transcript has 18 exons. NCBI's taxonomy places the organism in Eukaryota, Metazoa, Chordata, Mammalia, Dasyuromorphia, Dasyuridae. Gene Ontology annotation, molecular function: cadherin binding; beta-catenin binding; actin filament binding. Bases 97 to 2784 code for a protein of 895 amino acids.
CACAAGCCAAAUUCGGAGCCCAUCCGUGGGGCCGAACUUCCAAACAUAAGCGAUUGCUUGGGCAGCCGGCUUAGGAGCUGUCGGUGGCCAAGCAGCAUGUCAGCUGAGAUGCCGAUCCAACUGAAAAUGAAUCCCCAGGACCUCCAGAUCCAGACACAUACAGUGGAGAAGCUGUUAGAACCUCUCAUAAUCCAGGUCACGACACUGGUGAAUUGUCCCCAGAAUCUUUCUAAUAGGAAAAAAGGACGUUCAAAAAGGGCCCGGGUUCUUCUUGCUUCCGUUGAAGAAGCCACGUGGAAUCUGCUCGAUAAGGGGGAGAAGAUUGCCAGGGAGGCCACGGUCCUAAAGGAAGAGCUCACAGCAGCCCUGCAGGAAGUGCGGACAGAGAGUGAAGCUCUGAAGGUAUCGGCUGAAACAUUUACAGAUGAUCCCUGUUAUCUGCCUAAGAGGGAAGCGGUGGUUCAGGUUGCCCGUGCCUUGUUAGCUGCUGUCACCAGGCUGCUCAUCUUGGCUGACAUGAUUGAUGUCAUGUACCUCCUGCAACACGUGUCUGCUUUUCAGAAGACAUUUGAGUCCCUCAAGAAUGCAUCCAACAAAUCUGAUCUGCAGAAGAACUACCAGAAACUUGGCAAGGAGCUAGAAAAUCUGGAUUAUUUGGCUCACAAACGCCAGCAGGACUUAAAAUCUCCAGCCCAGCGAGAUGAGAUUGCAGGGGCCCGGGCUUCUCUCAAGGAAAACUCUCCUCUUCUGCAUUCAAUUUGUUCCGCGUGCCUGGAGCAUGAUGAUGUGGCCUCUCUCCAAGCCAGCAAGGACACGGUCUGUGAUGAGAUCCAGAAUGCCCUCGAUGUGAUUUCUAAUGCAUCACAAGGGAUCCAGAGCUCAAAGGCUGAGUUCAAGUCUCAAUCGGCCACGCUGGGAAGUGCGUUGGAUGAACUUGAGAAUUUAGUAAUCUUGGAUCCACUGACAGUGAGUGAUGAGAAAAUCCGUCCCUCACUUGAGAAGCGCUUAGAGGCCAUCAUCAGUGGGGCAGCUUUGUUGGCUGAUUCUUCCUGCACACGGGACUUUCACCGGGAACGUAUCAUCACUGAGUGUAACUCUAUCCGACAAGCUCUCCAGGACUUGCUCUCAGAAUACAUGGACAAUGCUGGGAAGAAGGAAAGGAGCAAUGCCCUGAAUGUCGCAAUAGAUAACAUGUGCAAAAAGACUCGAGACCUGCGUAGACAGCUCCGUAAGGCCAUUAUUGACCAUGUAUCAGACUCUUUCUUGGAUACAACAGUCCCCCUUCUGGUUCUCAUAGAAGCAGCCAAGAAUGGGAGAGAAAAGGAAAUGAAAGAGUAUGCUGCUAUAUUUCGUGAGCACACCAACCGGCUUGUCGAGGUGGCUAAUCUUGCUUGUUCCCUGUCUGCAAAUGAAGACGGAAUAAAAAUUGUUAAGACAGCAGCCAGUCACAUGGAGACAUUGUGCCCGCAGGUUAUCAACGCAGCUCUAGCUCUCACUGCCCGACCCAAAAGCCAGGCAGUAAAAUCCAAUAUGGACAUGUAUAAGCGCCUGUGGGAAAACCACAUCCACGUCCUCACUGAAGCAGUAGAUGACAUCACAAGCAUUGAUGACUUCCUUGCUGUCUCUGAGAGCCACAUCCUGGAAGAUGUCAACAAAUGUAUCAUUGCUCUAAGAGAUCAAGAUAUUGACAAUUUAGACCGUGCAGCUGGAGCAAUCAAAGGACGGGCCGCAAGAGUUGCUCACAUCGUUAUGGGAGAAAUGGACAGUUAUGAGCCUGGGGCUUACACUGAAGGAGUGCUGAGGAAAGUUGGCUACCUUACCAACAAUGCAAUCCCAGAGUUCAUCACCCAAGUCAACAUUGCCUUGGAAGCCCUCAACACGAAUGCCAUGCAUCAGUUUGAUGAUAGCCAGUUUGUGGAUGCCUCCAAAAAGGUCUAUGACUCAAUCCACGAUAUCCGCUGUGCUGUCAUGAUGAUCAGGACUCCUGAGGAGCUAGAAGAUAUUUCAGAUCUGGAAGAAGAUCAUGAUGUUCGCAGUCACACGAGUGUUCAGACAGAAGGGAAGACAGACAGGGCUAAAAUGACUCAACUACCUGAGGCUGAAAAGGAAAAGAUUGCAGAGCAAGUAGCUGAUUUCAAAAAAGUCAAGAGCAAACUGGAUGCUGAAAUUGAGAUAUGGGAUGAUACCAGCAAUGACAUCAUCGUCCUGGCCAAGAAGAUGUGCAUGAUUAUGAUGGAGAUGACAGACUUCACCAGGGGCAGAGGCCCAUUGAAGCACACAACUGAUGUGAUUUAUGCAGCUAAAAUGAUAUCCGAAUCGGGCUCAAGGAUGGAUAUCCUUGCUCGGCAGAUCGCCAAACAAUGCCCUGACCCAUCCUGCAAGCAAGAUUUAUUGGCUUAUCUGGAACAGAUAAAAUUCUAUUCUCACCAGCUCAAAAUAUGCAGUCAAGUGAAAGCUGAAAUCCAGAAUUUGGGAGGAGAACUAAUCAUGUCUGCUUUGGACAGUGUCACCUCUCUAAUCCAAGCUGCCAAGAACUUGAUGAAUGCUGUAGUCCACACCGUGAAAAUGUCCUACAUUGCCUCCACCAAGAUCAUCAGGAUCCAAAGUUCUACAGGGCCCCGACAUCCUGUGGUCAUGUGGAGAAUGAAGGCUCCUGCCAAAAAGCCCCUGAUUAAACGAGAGAAGCCAGAGGAGGUCUUUGCAGCAGUGAGAAGAGGAUCUGCUAAAAAGCAAAUCCACCCUGUCCAAGUCAUGAGUGAAUUCAGAGGAAGACAAGUCAACUAGACUGGCUACUCGACUCCAGCUAAUCCAUUCUUAGAGCCCUGCUCAAUUCACUGACUUGAUUUUCACUAGAUCAGUUCCUUGCUCAAUUCACUGCUUUUGUUUUCACUAGAUCAGUUCCUUAAGUGCACUAAUAAUUGAACAAGUAGCAUAAGAUAUAUAGGGCUAGGUGGACAACUCUAAGAAAUAUAGCUUCACACCAUAUCUUAUAUUUGGCAAAAAGUUCUCAAAGUUGUUGGUUCAAUUCCCCUUGUAUCAUCUCAAGAACAAUCUUCUACUUCUCUCUAUCCUACCUGUUUUUAUGAAUUUCAGUAAUCACCCACUUAUUUAGGGUAUUGAAUGGAAAGAAUCACUCAAAAAUACUUAUUAAGUGUCCAUUGUGUACCAGGCACUGUGCUAUGAGCCAGGGAUACAUAUCAAACAAAUAAUUUCAUCAUGAAGCCUUUUGAUAUUAUUUACUACUGCCAACCAUUGUGUCUGGCAAGCAGUAGACCCAAUAACAUACUAGUCAAUAGAUUGUUAGAUUAAUUAAAAAAUAUGCAAUCCUCAUUCUCUUUCACUUUCCCACCUAUCAUAAGAUUCCAGUUAUCCAUAAGAUUAACCGUUACGUUUACAGAGCUAUAUAAUCAUUGAGGACAUACUUUCUAAUACUGCAGCCCAUUAAUAAUCAACUAUAUCACUCAUAGAAAUCUAACCAAGUUUCAGUAGCUAAACAACUUACUGGUUCCAGAAGUUCAAUCCAUUAUAUUUGAAGUAUUUCACAUUCAUAGAUGAAGUGCUUUUAACUUUGCACCAUUUCAGAUGAGUAUGCUCAUAAUAAUUAGCCAAUGCACAGGUCCCUUUCUUCAAUGUAGUCAUCUGAAGUUCUGGCUUACAUAGGUCUUAAAACCAUUUGCUGAAUGAAUAGAUCAUCACCUAUUGUGGGAAUGAAGAGAGUAUAGUAGAUCCAGGUGGGGCGGGGGUGUUUAUAAUAGAAGAAACAAAAACAAGUUUUCUCUGUAAGCCCAAAAUCCCUUCAUCAAUCCAUAACUUUUAUAAGAAGAGGGAGUAUUGGCUUGAAAAUUUAGCUCUGAAAUUGGCUCUGAAUAUUUAGAGAACUUUAAAAAAAAAAUUAAUGUUGUAUAUUACUUCAUUGAAUACCAAAGGCAAGUUUGUAGUAGUGAUUCCAGACUGCUUUUGAUAACCUUGUAAUACAAGCCUUUACAAACUUUUCUAAUACCAAUCCCUAUUAGUAGGCCCUAUUCUAGUAUAUAGUUGCCUAUAAAAACACAAAUUGCUCCCUAAAGCUGCCUUCUGACCAUGCUCACAUAUAGCACUUGUCUUUCAAAAAACCCUUUGAUAGUUAAAUCUCAGUUUUCUUGCUAGUCAAUCCUCAAGGACUUCGGUGGUCCUUCAGAGGCCAUAUAGUACACUGAAAAAAUAAAGAAAGAAAUCAUCAAAGACAUGCAUUCAAAUCCCACCUCUGUCAGUGAUUAUAAAAUCUCAUAGACUUAAUAUUUUCCAAUGUAAAAUAGGGACAAUAAUCGCAACAAUACUUUCAACCCAGAUUUGUCUAGGAAAUCGAAUGAGAUAGUGCAGAUCACAUGUUUGAUAAUCAUUAAAGGGAUCCAUCAAAGGUGAUGUGGUUUUACGGAAGGCUGCUGAAAUCAGGAGAAACCUGAGUUGGAAUCCCAUCUCUGAUAUUCUCUGGUUGUAUAAGUAUAACACAAAACAAAUCUCUUUCAGUCUUAAUUUCCUCUAACGCCUUUAAUAACCAGCAUCCUAGAUUGUUGUGAGAAUCACUUGAUAUAAUGCAUGUAAAGUGUUUUGCAAACAUUAAAGGGCUAAAUAAAUCUCAGUUAUCAUUUGUA